AUGAACUCGGCCUCGCUGAUCCUCCUCUCCUCUUGUCCGUCUGGCUACCAAAUCCAAAGCUGGUGCGUGAAAUUCGAGCGC
Aegilops tauschii subsp. strangulata is the source of this 81-nucleotide messenger RNA. Lineage: Eukaryota; Viridiplantae; Streptophyta; Magnoliopsida; Poales; Poaceae. The record is from RefSeq and is a predicted model, not a curated record.